AUGUCAAAGUUAGUAUCAGCCGCUUUACGUGCCAAUUUGGCCAAGAAAUUACCAUCUCAAGCUCCCAAACUCAGAAGCGAUGUCCUUUUCCGUUCAUCAUCUGUUUUGAAGCCGUUAAUGAUUACUGUGGCCACAAGAUCAUUUCAUCAGUCUCCUAUCAGCUAUGACCAAUCAGCCGAGUCCGGUUUGAAUGAAGUCUUACAAUCUGAAAGCAAAUUGAUUGAAACAGUGCCUAAUACUCUUGAUGCUACAUAUGAGAAAUACUUGAAAGAAAAAGGAUUUGAAUUGAUUUCUAAACCAGGUACGGCAAAUGUCGAAUUGGUUAAAACUGACCCAGAAACAGGAAACAUUAUCCAUGUCUAUUUUGAUAUUGACGAAGUCACCGAUAUUCCUACUGAAGAUUUAGAAGCUUUAGAGAGCGGAGAUUUAGAAGAAGAAGCAGAUUCAUUAGACCAAAUCUUGUGUAAUGUAAAGAUUCUUAUUGAAAAUCAGUCUAAGAAUACCGGGUUGUUUUUGAACCUUUUCUUACAGAAUACCGAAUCGUCGUUUAUGAUUGAUUUCGUUAAUGUCCAAAAUGACGUAGCCCAGUUCAUGAAGAACAUAAAUGAGAAUAAUGAAUUUAUCGACAAAUUCAAUUAUCAAGGUCCCAAAUUUGGAGAAUUGGACGAAAGUUUGCAAACUGAAUUUGAGAACUAUUUAGUGGCAAAAGGUGUGGAUAACGAUUUGGCUGAUUUUAUCGUUGCUUACAGUGAUUUCAAAGAAGAAAACGAAUAUAGACUUUGGGUUAAAGCUGUUUCAAAAUUCUUGAAUUGA
This is a messenger RNA of Lodderomyces oxycetoniae, 813 nucleotides long. It is a transcript of the gene MAM33, whose product is annotated as Mam33p. NCBI's taxonomy places the organism in Eukaryota, Fungi, Ascomycota, Pichiomycetes, Serinales, Debaryomycetaceae. The coding region runs from base 1 to 813 and encodes 270 amino acids. The transcript has a single exon. Gene Ontology annotation, cellular component: mitochondrial matrix. The record is from RefSeq and is a predicted model, not a curated record. Gene Ontology annotation, biological process: cytosolic ribosome assembly.